Molecule: messenger RNA, 1191 nt
Organism: Cuscuta epithymum
Lineage: Eukaryota; Viridiplantae; Streptophyta; Magnoliopsida; Solanales; Convolvulaceae
Source: the annotation of a GenBank genome assembly
AAAUCAAAAGAUGAGUCAAACCUAUCUUUGGGAGGUUUGGGUCCAAACUGUUUUUUACAAACUGUGCGGAUUCAAAUCCACCGCCACUUUUUUAUGAUAUGUUUCAUUUUUUCCUGGCAAUCGAAUUCAUGGCAUUGCAUUAUUGAAGUUUCUUAAUUAGAUUUCAUCAAAGCUUUGGAAAAGAAAGAGAAUUUAAGGAAAGUUAAAUUACUCAGGGCAAUAAGUAAUUCUCAUCAAUUAAGGCCUGGAGGAUGUCCACAAAGAUGAAGGGCCUUCUUAAAGGUCUUAGGUACAUAUCUCAGAUAUUUGAUGAAGAGAAAGAAGCAGAAAUACAGAUUGGUUUGCCUACAGAUGUAAAGCAUGUUGCUCAUAUAGGAUGGGAAGGUGGUCAAUCUGUUGAUAAUCCAAGCUGGAUGAAAGAAUUCAAAGGAGCGGCAGGGGCUCAAUCAGCUCCUUUAGGUCCCUCUGCCGUCUCAAGAGAAAGCCCUGAGAUUAAAUGGGUGUCUCAAGAUUCAAACCGAAGAAAUUCCAGAGGUGAAGUCAAUCUAGACCGGGAUCCCGACUUGCCAAAGGCAUCAAGGCGCCAAGCAGCAGCUUCUUCCUCCGAAAAUCCGGAUUCCCCCAACAAAUCCAAGGUCAAGCACUCCCGGCGAAACCGCUCCAAGGAAGCCGCGUCCGACGCCGCAAAGUCCGAUUGCCCAGCUGCCGGAGAUCUCCCGAAGAAGUCACGCCGAAAGAAGUCCAAGGACGGCAUCGGCGAUGGCGGCUCCACCAGAUCGUCGAGAUCGUCCAGGCGCAGCGCUGCUCAGGAACCAGGCCAGCAUGCGGAUGCCGAAGCAUCGGUAAGGUCAGUGUACAGUGACAUCGCCGGCGACGGUUCCACCAGAUCUUCGAAACGCGGUGAAGUUGAAUGAGCAAAGUGGGUUACCGUUGUCAUUUCUGUUAAGCAAUGGCAGGAUUGGAAAUUGAAAUUACGUUUUAAUUAAUUAACUAGUGAGGUUUUAAUUUCUGGGAAUUCGAAAUCUGGAUUCCCGCCCACAUAUUUGUUCAUAUUUUUAAAAUUUUAGUUUCUAGUUAAUUGACUUCUAUAAUUAACAAACACUGGGACACCAGAUUUUCUCCAAGACUCAUUCAUAGAAUCUUGCACCAAUGUACCAUGUCAAUCGGUCUCCAUUCGUUUCAUUUUGUAUA